AUGGAUAUCACUUACAUCAUGGACAGCUCUCGCAGCAUCAGCAGUGAAGAGUUUCAGAGAGCCAAAGACUUUGUAAGCAACAUGGUAGAUCAGUUUGUCGUUUCCUCACAGCCAAAUGAAUCAUAUGGAGGCAUCAGAGUGGCACUGGUGCAGCAGGCUCCCAGGGGCUUCCUGCCUGACAGAAACCAGACCCCUGUGGCCUUGGAGUUUGAUCUAGUCACAUACAGCAAUAAAGAAUUGAUGAAGAAACACAUCCAAGAGUCUGUUCAACAACUGGAAGGGCCAUCAGCCAUUGCUUCUGCUCUACAGUGGACAGUUGAAAACGUAUUCUUUAAAGCUCCCAGACAAAGAAAACACAGGGUCAUAUUUUCAAUAGUUGGAAGCAAGACAAGCACGUGGGACAGAGAGAGGCUGAGAGAGAUUUCACUCGGAGCCAAGUGCCAGGGAUUCACCUUGUUCGUUCUUGCCCUUGGCAGUGAUGUGAGUGGCAAUGAGCUGAUGGAGCUGUCAAGCUCCCCCACAGACCAGCACUUACUGACAUUGGGCAGGGUUUCAGCAGCAGAGAUGGUAUAUGCUCAGAGGUUUAGCCGGACAUUUCUAAAUCUUCUACAACAAGACAUGAACAGCUAUCCUUCACCUGAACUUCAAGAAGAGUGUGAAAACUUAGAUAGAGGAGACACACAACAGCAAGCACCUAUGAUUGAAAGGAUUCCUUUUCCUGGAAUGGCUGAAACUGGUUCCAGUCAUGGUUUAGAAGACAUUGAAAAAACUGAAAGUAGAGUAAUGAAGAGUAUUAAAGAGACCACAACAGAACCUGCGUACACAGUGCCAGAAAUGAGAUAUGAUUAUGAGGAGAAUGAGUAUUUCACAGAGGAAGAUGCUGAAGCAGAAAAGCCACAAAAGUGUGGAGAAGCUCAGGAGGAGAACAAGGAAAAUUUAGGCACAACAGUAGGAACUAGAGCUGCCUGUAAUAAUUAUGAUGCGUGUGACCUUGCUCAAGACAGUGGAGAAUGUCAAAAUUAUGUUUUGAAGUGGUACUACGACAAAGAACAGAAAUUGUGUGGUCAGUUCUG
This is a messenger RNA of Acanthisitta chloris (rifleman), 1073 nucleotides long. RefSeq names its product collagen alpha-6(VI) chain-like. Gene Ontology annotation, molecular function: serine-type endopeptidase inhibitor activity. NCBI's taxonomy places the organism in Eukaryota, Metazoa, Chordata, Aves, Passeriformes, Acanthisittidae. The record is from RefSeq and is a predicted model, not a curated record. The transcript has 4 exons. The annotation marks the transcript as partial.